AUGGCCAUACACAAAGACGUCGUGGGCAUGUACAACGGCGCUGGCUAUGGCAGCGUCAGCACCAAAUACGGUAUAUCGUAUCAGGUGAGGAGGUGGGGCCCAGUGUGGUAUCAAGAGCAAGGCGCUAUCAGACCAUGGGAACUCUACACGAAGAUUGAGAAGGAAGACUUCAUCAAAAGAGGAUUAAGCGGCGAAGACUUCAAGUUUGUGCAUCCGCGAAAUCUGGAUGUAGCGAAUGGAGCUGUACACGUACGAGGACAGCCGCGAGGACAGAAAGAAAAGCGACGGGAAGCAGCAAGACGGAGGUCUCAGGGCAAGGUCGCGAAGCAACCGGCUCCCGCCCCCUUCGCACUCCCAAUCAAGUACAACCCGGUCAUUCACCCAAUUCAACUCCACCACCGGUUAUACCUGAGCACCUUCGGGUCGCGAUCAAGGCCAAGCACGGCGAGUGGCUGA
Messenger RNA from Alternaria arbusti, 456 nucleotides. RefSeq lists its product as uncharacterized. The record is from RefSeq and is a predicted model, not a curated record. Lineage: Eukaryota; Fungi; Ascomycota; Dothideomycetes; Pleosporales; Pleosporaceae. The transcript is spliced from 2 exons. The coding region runs from base 1 to 456 and encodes 151 amino acids.